This is a messenger RNA of Caenorhabditis angaria, 909 nucleotides long. The record is from the annotation of a GenBank genome assembly. NCBI's taxonomy places the organism in Eukaryota, Metazoa, Nematoda, Chromadorea, Rhabditida, Rhabditidae.
AUGCUUUCUGACUUUGUUUAUACACUUGGUUGUCAACUUUUAAUUAUGUUUCCAAUCUGGGCAGUUUCGACAUCGGGUGGAUAUUUCUGGAAACUAUUUAGAUUACCACCUCACGAAGCAACCAAAAUAGUUUUGUCAAUGACCGUUUAAUAUAACAUUUUCAGACAUUAUUAGGUGCUUCAACAGUAUUUCAAGGCGCAACCUUAGUUUUUUGCUUCAUUGAAAAACAUCAAGUUAUCAUGCAACUUGGCAGCGUCAAAAAAUUUAUGUUAAAACCCAUUUCAAGAUAUAUUCUAGCUGUUUCUACAACAAUUUGUGCUUUAUCUGUCCCAACAUUAUUUUACUGCGGAAAAAUUAGCAGAGAAGAAGCAUUGAUUGAAAUUCAACUUUUUUAUCCAAAAUUGUUAUCAAGUUUUGAAAUGAUGGAGCAAUUUUCAUAUUUCAAAAAAAGUGAAAUAUUUGAUAUUCUUGUUGUAAUAUCAGUAAUAUUUGUUUGUUUCGGAUCUUGUUUCUGUUUUAUAAUGACAUUUCAUAUGAUUGUUGUAUUCAAUGCGAAAUUAAGUACAAUUUCAAACGCAAGAAAACAAAUUCACAAAAAAGCAUUACAAAAUCUUCUAGCACAGGUACCCGUAUUUUCAAUCACUAAAUUUCUCAAUAUCAUUUUAGGCUGCUACAUUUAUUAUGCUUGUUAUUCCGUUAGCUGUAAUAUUAAUCGAUAUGACAAUUGGAUUCAAGAAUAGAAAUAUUUUAUUGGUAAAUGAAUUGGUUUUCACAUCUCAUUCUUCAGUUAAUAGUUUUGUUAUGAUUUGGACCGUGAAAGAAUAUCGACUUUUUGUUUUCCCAUGUUUUUAUUCGAAACCUUUAUUGAAAAAUGGUCAAUCAGAAUUUUUCAAAACCCAAGUUUAUUGA